UUUUCACACUACUGAAACUACGGUGUUCAAGUUAUAAAACAUCAAAUGUCUUGAUUAUGAACCUAAAUCCAUCCCACCCAAUAAAAAGAAAUUAUAAUUUCUACAUAAGGAGUGCAUAUAUAAAACUUAUACGCUUCCCUACUACUAACACACCCACUCUCUAAAAUUUUCAUAGGAUACUUGAACCGUAAUUCCUUGACAGCUGUUGAAAGUUCAACGGCCGCGAUAUUGCUCCUCUGUUUGUGCAACUUCUGUAAUGUCGCCAUUGCCUCCACACUCCAAAAUGGCGAGAAAAGUCGUGAAGGACGAAGACGCAGUUACUAAAGAACUUUGUAGUUUGGUAGAAAAACUUGCAAAUGAGGCCAUUGAGGAUAGGGGAGGAUUCUCAAUAGGAUUAUCAGGAGGGUCUCUGAUAAAGUUCCUGUGUAAUGGUUUACCAUCUAUAAGUACAUCUUGGGAUAAGUGGUCCUUGUUCUUCUGUGAUGAGCGUUUAGUACCUUUCUCAGAUGGAGAUUCAACCUUUAAGCUUUACAAAGAAGGGCUUGUUGGCAAGACACCCUUGACCGAAGAGCAUUUUGUUGUAAUCAAUCCUGAGUUAGAAGUGGAUGAAGCAGCAAAAGAUUAUGAAAGCAAAUUGCGAAGCAAAUUUCCUGACUGCGAAUGGCCAGUAUUUGAUCUUCUGCUGCUUGGAAUGGGACCUGAUGGACAUACUGCUUCUUUGUUCCCUGGUCACAAGUUGCUUGAGGAAAACAGCGUAUGGAUUGCAGCUAUAAGUGAUUCACCCAAGCCACCCCCCUGCAGAGUAACCAUGACUUUUCCAGUUAUCAACAGAGCACGGUGCUGUGUCUUUGCUAUGGCAGGGCAAGGGAAGGCAGAUAUGGUGAAGCGUAUCCUUGGGGAUGGAGAGGGACUUACCACUGGAAUGGUCAAGCCCACAAAUGGAGAGCUCAUAUGGAUAUUGGAUGAGUCAGCAGCAUCAAAACUUUAAAAGCACUUUCCUUUAUUCAGAUUAUAUAUUCGCAUGGCGGAAACUCAAGUGAUAACUAUAGCAUUCCAGUAUAAUUAAUGUAUUGUAUAAGAUACUGUUUUCUAAAAUUGGUUUCAAUGUUCAAAAGAGCUUAAUCACUAGAAUAAAUAAAGACAGGUUAAGAGAA
This is a messenger RNA of Macrobrachium nipponense, 1154 nucleotides long. RefSeq names its product 6-phosphogluconolactonase-like. Gene Ontology annotation, molecular function: 6-phosphogluconolactonase activity. The record is from RefSeq and is a predicted model, not a curated record. Lineage: Eukaryota; Metazoa; Arthropoda; Malacostraca; Decapoda; Palaemonidae. Gene Ontology annotation, biological process: carbohydrate metabolic process; pentose-phosphate shunt. The transcript is spliced from 5 exons. Bases 257 to 988 code for a protein of 243 amino acids.